Molecule: messenger RNA, 1883 nt
Organism: Rhea pennata
Lineage: Eukaryota; Metazoa; Chordata; Aves; Rheiformes; Rheidae
Gene: HS3ST4
Product: heparan sulfate-glucosamine 3-sulfotransferase 4
Exons: 2
Coding region: 1-1314 (437 amino acids)
Molecular function (GO): [heparan sulfate]-glucosamine 3-sulfotransferase activity
Source: RefSeq, a predicted model, not a curated record
AUGUCCCCGCCCGCCCAGCCGGGGGUGCCGGGCGGGCGCGGCUCUAAGGGGCCGCCGGCUCGGAAGCUGCUCUGCAUGUGCAGCCUCUCGCUCUGCCUCACCUACCUGUGCUACAGCCUCAUGGGGGGCGCCGGCCCCGGCGCCCUGCGCUCGCCGGCGGCGCUCCCGGGCACGGCGGCCCCCGGCGCCCCGCGCCCCGCCGCGGCCCCCGGCGCCCCGGGCACGACGGCCCCCCGCGCCCCGGGCACGGCGGCGCUCCCGGGCACGGCGGCCCCCGGCGCCCCGCGCUCCGCGCCCGGCCCGCCGAGCAGCCCCGCGGCCCCGACGCGGGCCUCCAACAGCAGCGGGGAGGAGGCGGCGGGCACCUGGCCGCGGACGCCGCUGGCCCCCGGGGAGGUGAUCACGGCGCAGAGCGGAGCCUUCGAGCGGGACCCGCAGGAGUCGAGCACCACGGACGAGGAGCUGAGCCGGGCCGGCAGCGCGGGCAGCCGCGGCGGCGGCAGCACCACGCCGGACUACGGGGAGAAGCGGCUGCCGCAAGCCCUCAUCAUCGGGGUGAAGAAGGGGGGGACGCGGGCGCUGCUGGAGGCCAUCCGGGCGCACCCCGACGUGCGCGCCGUGGGCACCGAGCCCCACUUCUUCGACAGGAACUACGAGAAGGGGCUGGAGUGGUACCGGAGCGUGAUGCCCAAGACCCUGGAGGGCCAGAUCACCAUGGAGAAGACCCCCAGCUACUUCGUGACCAACGAGGCGCCCAAGCGCAUUCACUCCAUGGCUAAGGACACCAAGCUGAUCGUGGUGGUGAGGAACCCGGUCACCCGGGCCAUCUCGGACUACACGCAGACGCUCUCCAAGAAGCCGGAGAUCCCCACCUUCGAGGUGCUCGCCUUCAAGAACCGGACCCUGGGGCUGAUCGACGCCUCCUGGAGCGCGAUCCGCAUUGGGAUCUAUGCUCUGCACCUGGAGAACUGGCUCCAGUAUUUCCCGCUGUCCCAAAUUCUUUUUGUCAGUGGUGAGAGGCUCAUCACUGACCCAGCUGGGGAAAUGGCCAAGGUUCAGGAUUUCUUAGGCCUCAAGAGGAUUGUAACAGAGAAACAUUUUUAUUUUAAUAAAACCAAGGGGUUCCCCUGUCUAAAGAAGCCGGAGGACAGCAGUGCUCCCCGGUGCUUGGGCAAGUCCAAGGGUCGAACUCACCCCAGAAUAGACCCAGAUGUCAUCCACAGACUGCGCAAGUUUUACAAACCUUUCAAUGUUAUGUUUUACCAAAUGACAGGCCAAGAUUUUGAGUGGGAGCGGGAAGAAAGUGAUAAGUAGAACCAAGAAAUCAGGAAGAAAGCUCUUUCCUUUGGAGAUGCGAAUCAUUAAGAGACCCAAAACUCCCCCGGGGCUACAGUCUCGCUCUGGUAAGAACGAGACUCUUGCGCUUAGAGAUUUGUCACCUCUAGGGCGCACUGGGGCCCAGGCUCUCCCCUCCCGCUGCGUGAAGGGUCAGGGAAUGGGUGGGAAGAGAAGCUGGAGGGAACCGAGCGCACAGGGCGAGGGGAUGCCUCGUGCUGACCUUCGGCGGCAGUCCACCCCAUGUAACCGGGCUGGUGGGACUGGCAUGUCCUGCCACUGCAGCUAAGCAUGAUGGUGGCUCGCAAAAUCCAGCAGCAACAAGACAAACCAGUAGAUUUGAUUUCUCCUGCCCCAGCUUUUAGUUCUGCCUGCACAGCAGCAUCAGAGCUGGUAAAUUCACGUGCACACACUCGUGUUCAUGAGUGGAAGGAAUAAAGCCAGUUAUGCUGCAAAGGAACUAUGUACAGAAACUUCAUUUGCACCAGAUGUUCCAGUUACUUGUUGCACUAAAACUAGUAUUUACCAAGUGCCACAAAAACCCUUUG